GGUUGUCGGCGGUCGCUAUAGCAACGUAUCAGCUCGACGCCCGGGGACGCAGGAAAAUAGCUGAUCAGCUCUUCAUCGCCACAGAGGAAGCAUGUCCUCCCCGAGAGUAGGCGUGGUCAGAGACUCCAUGUUGACCAAUCCGCUGCUCAUCAAGGCAGCCCUGGGGCAGACCCGGUCCGGAGGUCGGUCACUUCCUGGUCCAGAGUUCACUUUUGGAAUCAGCAGCGGCUCCAUUGGAGAUGGAGGUGUGGCCGAGGCUCUGUCCAGCUGGAAGGUCCAGUCCAGGCGAGGAGACUCUGCUCCCCAUCGGCCGCUCGUUCCAGACUUCGUGUCUCUGAACCGGGACGCGGUGAAGUCCGGUUUGGUGACGUCCAAAGAGCUGAGUCAGUACCGGGCUCAGAGAGGCGGGGACAGGAGAGAGAACCCCGCCCCUUCACGCCGAGAGGGCGUGGCUGUGCAGCACCCGGCGGUGCCCGACAUCACGUUUGGAAUCACAGCCAGGCCGUCGUCUCCGCUGGCUGACCUCCUGUCCCAUGAGUACGCUCGCCGAUGGACUGACGAGCAGCUGCGCAGCAAUCGAACCAGCAACCACAAGCAGCUGCACACGAUGAAAGCAGGAAGUAUUCCUGACACGAGGAGCAGUCUGCUGAGGAGGAGCAGAACUCUUCCUGUCACACAAACACUGCUCACUGUGCCGCGCGUCAACCAGUUAACUCUACCUGUUCAGGUACUCUGUUCUCUACAUGUUCAGGUACUCUGUUCUCUACAUGUUCAGGUACUCUGUUCUCUACAUGUUCAGGUACUCUGUUCUCUACAUGUUCAGGUACUCUGUUCUCUACAUGUUCAGGUACUCUGUUCUCUACCCAUUCAGGUACUCUGUUCUCUACCUGUUCAGGUACUCUGUUCUCUACAUGUUCAGGUACUCUGUUCUCUACCCAUUCAGGUACUCUGUUCUCUACCUGUUCAGGUACUCUGUUCUCUACAUGUUCAGGUACUCUGUUCUCUACAUGUUCAGGUACUCUGUUCUCUACAUGUUCAGGUACUCUGUUCUCUACAUGUUCAGGUACUCUGUUCUCUACCUGUUCAGGUACUUUGUUCUCUACCCAUUCAGGUACUCUGUUCUCUACCUGUUCAGGUACUCUGUUCUCUACAUGUUCAGGUACUCUGUUCUCUACCUGUUCAGGUACUCUGUUCUCUACAUGUUCAGGUACUCUGUUCUCUACCUGUUCAGGUACUCUGUUCUCUACCUGUUCAGGUACUCUGUUGUUCUAUCACAGCAACAAACAGACCUCCUCUCUCCUCCUCAGGUCGCUCCAUCUCUGGACACCUUCAGGAACCACGAGUCCAGGAGAGGCGUUCAAGGGCCACCAGCUAGUCUCUCUAUCCAGGAGAGGCGUUCAGGGUCAGGGACGUAGAGUCUGGAUUGACCUGAGGAGGAACACAAAUAAAAAAGGAAAAGAUUC
Pseudoliparis swirei is the source of this 1463-nucleotide messenger RNA. It is a transcript of the gene cfap77, whose product is annotated as cilia and flagella associated protein 77. NCBI's taxonomy places the organism in Eukaryota, Metazoa, Chordata, Actinopteri, Perciformes, Liparidae. Bases 92 to 1375 code for a protein of 427 amino acids. The record is from RefSeq and is a predicted model, not a curated record. The transcript has 6 exons.